AUGGGCUCAUCACCAGAGGACACGACAAGCGCUUCAGAGUCGGACAAGCACCGGCUCUCAGUUGAUCUCGCCGACCCUGAAAAACAGCCCGUGCCUGUGGAAGAAACGAUUCCCCCUCCAUACUCCGUCUUCACAACAUGGCAGAAGCGAAUGUUGGCUCUGGCAGCCGCCUCCACGGCCUUCUUCUCUCCUAUAUCAGCUCAAAUCUACUUGCCGGCGUUGACACAGCUCUCAGAUGAGCUCGAUGUCUCCAGCACCAAGAUCAACCUCACCAUUACGACUUAUAUGAUCUUUCAGGGCAUCACUCCAAUGUUCCUCGGGUCUCUAGCAGACAGUGGUGGAAGGCGGCCGGCAUACAUCGUCUGCUUCGUGAUAUACAUUGGCGCCAAUAUUGGUCUUGCUCUAGCUCCCAGCUAUGGUGCGAUUCUCGGUCUCAGAUGUCUUCAAUCGGCUGGCUCAAGCACCACUGUGGCGUUGUGUAUGGCCGUCGUGGCCGAUGUCAUCACAUCUGCCGAGCGAGGUCAAUACGUCGGCUUCACUGUAGUGCCAGUAGUUCUCGCCCCAGCACUUGGUCCUAUCAUUGGAGGAGCCCUGUCUCAGACGCUCGGCUGGAGGGCCAUAUUUUGGUUCUUGACUAUCAUGGCAGGGGUGACGCUAUUCCUCAUUGCCAUGUUUCUGCCCGAGACCUGCCGCCAUAUUGUCGGCGACGGCUCCAUCUACCCACCGCCGCUAUACAGAUCAGGAUGGCAGAUCCUAACGUCACACCGAAACAAGAAUCGUAAAGCUCCACCACCAGAAAACAAGUUCAAAUUCAAGCCUCCCAAUAUCUUGGGCUCUCUGCUCAUGCUGCUGGAGAAGGAGACAGGAUUGCUCCUCAGCACCAGCAGUCUUAUCUUUGCAGGGUUCUACUGCAUCGCCACCGCAAUGCCCACUCUGUUUAAAGACUUGUAUGGUUACGACGAGAUUACGGUGGGAUUGAUGUACUUGCCAUUGGCGUUUGGCUCGAUUCUUGCCGCCAUGAUAGUCGGUCCUGGAAUCAACUGGAACUAUAAACGACACUGCCAGAAGCUCGGCAUCCCUCUAGAUCGCAGCCGCCAGCAGGAUCUUUCCAACUUCCCCAUUGAGCGUGUGCGUCUAGAGAUUGGAUUACCGCUUCUUGGUGUUAGUGGCCUUUCCCUCAUCGGCUGGGGAUGGGCCAUGAAAUCCGUCGUUCAUGUUUCUGUCCCUUGCAUCAUCAGCUGUCUGAUGGGCAUGGGCAUGAUUGGCUUCAACAAUACCUCCAACACUUUGCUUGUCGACAUUCAUCCUGGAAAAGCUGGCACUGCAACUGCCGCAAACAACUUUACUCGAUGCCUGGUCGGGGCUGGCGCCAGUGCCGCUAUUGUUCCCCUGAUGGACGCCAUUGGUGUUGGUUGGUCUUUUACUAUGCUUGGUCUCAUUUACGCGGUUUGCUCUUUGCCUCUGAUGCUCAUCAUGGUGAAAGGCAUCUCUUGGCGGGCCGAGAAGAAGGCAAAGGAAGAGCGCAAACAGAAGAAAAAGGAAGAAACCUCGUAG
Molecule: messenger RNA, 1554 nt
Organism: Trichoderma virens Gv29-8
Lineage: Eukaryota; Fungi; Ascomycota; Sordariomycetes; Hypocreales; Hypocreaceae
Exons: 1
Coding region: 1-1554 (517 amino acids)
Biological process (GO): transmembrane transport
Molecular function (GO): transmembrane transporter activity
Source: RefSeq, a predicted model, not a curated record